AAAAGUUACAGUCAAAAACAUGUUUUAAUCUGUCAUAUGAGAAUUCACACAGGUGAGAAGCCUUUCACUUGUUCAACCUGUGGAAAGAGUUUCAGUGACAGAGGGACUUUAACUCGGCAUAUGAGAAUUCAUACAGGUGAGAAGCCUUUCUCAUGUGGGACCUGUGGAAAGAGUUACAGACAAAAAACGAUUUUAACUUGGCAUAUAAGAAUUCACACAGGUGAGAAGCCUUUCACUUGUGGGACCUGUGGAAAGAGUUUCAGUGUAAAAACGAAUUUAACUAGGCAUAUGAGAAUUCACACUCGUGAGAGGCCUUUCACUUGUUCAACCUGUGGAAAGAGUUUCAGUGACAGAGGGACUUUAACUACGCAUAUGAGAAUUCACACAGGUGAGAAGCCUUUCACUUGUUCAACCUGUGGAAAGAGUUUCAGUGACAGAGGGACUUUAACUAGGCAUAUGAGAAUUCACACAGGUGAGAAGCCUUUCACUUGUUCAAACUGUGGAAAGAGUUUCAGUGUCAGAGGGACUUUAACUCAGCAUAUGAGAAUUCACACAGGUGAGAAGCCUUUCUGGUGUGAGACCUGUGGAAAGAGUUUCAGUGUCAGAGGGACUUUAACUCGGCAUAUGAGAAUUCACACAGGUGAGAAGCCUUUCACUUGUUCAACCUGUGGAAAGAGUUUCAGUGUAAAAGCGAAUUUAACUGCGCAUAUGAGAAUUCAUACAGGUGAGAAGCCUUUCUCAUGUGGGACUUGUGGAAAGAGUUACAGACAAAAAACGACUUUAACUAGGCAUAUGAGAAUUCACACAGGUGAGAAGCCUUUCUGGUGUGAGACCUGUGGAAAGAGUUUCAGUGUCAGAGGGACUUUAACUCGGCAUAUGAGAAUUCAUACAGGUGAGAAG
This is a messenger RNA of Poeciliopsis prolifica (blackstripe livebearer), 900 nucleotides long. RefSeq names its product gastrula zinc finger protein XlCGF57.1-like. Lineage: Eukaryota; Metazoa; Chordata; Actinopteri; Cyprinodontiformes; Poeciliidae. The transcript is spliced from 2 exons. The record is from RefSeq and is a predicted model, not a curated record. The annotation marks the transcript as partial.